AUGGGGAACAAGGAGGACUCAGUGGACUUCAAGUAUCCCACAUGGGAUGGUGACUGGAACAAAUGGACAGACUAUCAGCUGCGUGUUGAGCUGAGAGCUGAUGGACUGAAAGAGGAUGACCAGAAACUUCUAGGACCUCGGCUUGCAUCCAAUCUGACUGGAAAGGCCUUUGACAGUCUCGCUGAGAUUGACAGAGAGAAGUUACGCCAACCGGAUGGGUGGCAGUACUUCCUCAGGUUUCUCGAGAAGACUCGAGGCCGUGAAAAGGUAGAUCUUCUUGGAGAUGCUUUCAACGAGUUCUUUGUGCGCAAAAAGAGUUUACCGCAAGGAUCAGAAGGUAAACUGCCAACAGAAGUCCUUGGCUGGUUCCUGUUGAACUGCUAUAUGAGGAUGGAUCCAUCGGACAUCGCCAAUGUUCGUGGACGCUCAGAGUCAUACAAGCUGGAACACGUGGUGGCCUCCCUUCAAAAGAUGUGGAGUGGAGGCGGCCUAGCUGCCAAGGAUCAAGAGAUGCGUCGUCGCCGAAAAGAUGGUGGACAAGCUUUGCUGGUUGAUGAACCUUCUCGACCUGAUGAAGGGGAGGUCUACCAGAAUGUGGACGAAGAUGUGAUGGAAAGCCAUGCCGCCACAAAUGAUGAAGAGCUUGAGGAAUUGGCCACUUGGUACCAAGAAGCCUAUGUUGCACUCGUAGAUGAGCCUGAUGAUACCGAGAUACUUGCCAAUUUCAAGGAUGCUCGUCGUGCCCUGGACCAAGCUAGAACGGCGAGGGGUUUUUACCCUGUGAGACACCCUGACAGUCAAAAAGGUCGUGGUAAGUCUCAGGGCAAGGGGAACUACAAUCGAGACAAUGAGUAUGCCAACAAGACCUGCAUUCGGUGUGGGAAGCGUGGCCACAUUGCUCGUAUUUGUCCACAACGAGCUCAAAGUGAUGGCAAAGGCCAAAGUGGAAAAGGAAGUGGCAAGGUGGGUUUUGUCGGUGUCCAAUGGCAAGAACCAACUGCAGAGAAUGCAUGUGAUAAAGGUGACGAGUGUGCACAGGUCUGGGCCUCGACUGGCCAUGAAAACCAACUUCGUGGCAAGGCUGUCCUGGAUAGUGGUGCCUCAGAUAACGUGAUUGGAGUGAACACUUUGCAAGAUCUCGCAGACAUGUACGAGGAGCUUGGCCUCAAUACUGAGGACGAGUUUGAGAUCGACCGUAACAUCCACAAGAGCUUUGUCUAUGGCGGUGAUCACAGCAGCAAGGCUCUGGCACUUGCACACCUGAACCUUGGUGUCUUGGGAAAUGAGAUGAUGGUCGAUGUGCAUGUCGUGGAGGGCAGUACACUUCAGUACACCUUUGCUGCUCAGUGCAAAGUGAAGGAUUCAACCGAAAACAACAGUUUUGAUUUUGAUCCCACUCACGCCAUUUUGGCUGAAGAGGUGGCAGGUGCUGAGGACAAUAUCAAUGCUGCGCCCGUUCCUGAUAGGGAGGAACAAGACCAACCUCAAGCACCUCGGGAUGAUAACAGAGAAUCUGAGGAGGACACUGGGAAUGAUGCCGCAUAUAAACAAAUGAUUCGUGAUGCUCACCGAAAUUUGGGUCAUCCUGGCAAAGAAUCAUUUAUUAGGCUGUUGAAAGAUGCUGGUUCCAAACCCCGAAUCAUUCAACUUGCUGAAGAAUUUGAUUGUCCUGAUUGUCUCAUGAGGGGUGGGAGAAGUACUGUCCGCCAGUCUGUUGUUCCCAAAAUCUAUGAAAAAUGGCAGUGUGUCAGUGUUGAUUCCUUUUGGUGGCAUACUCCUCGUGAAGCCUUGAAACCCGGGGAAAAACCUCAGUAUUGUAUUGGGAUUAGUAUGAUGGAUGAAGCCACUGAUUUCCACUGUGCCGCAAUCAUCAGAUCUGGUUUUGAGAAACCUUUUCGAAAUAUUUCUGGAGCUGAUUUCAAACAGGCUUUUGAGAAGACCUGGCUCCAGUGUUUUCCUGCACCCUCUUGCUUGCGCUACGAUGAAGAAGGGUUUCUUAGAAAAGUGGAAGUUAUUGAGUGGUUGGAAACGUUUGGCAUGAAACUUGAACCUAUUGCGGGAGAGUCGGCAUGGCAAGCUGGGAAACAUUCCAAACAUCUUCAGACUUUGAAAGAACAAAUGAAUUUGUUGAGUAUGGAACUUGGGAGUGAUCGUGAUUGUAAUCAGUUGUUAUCCCUAGCAGUCAGUGCCAAAAACUCCAUGCAUCAGGUGCGAGGAUACAGUCCUAAUCAAUGGGCUUUCGGACAAAGCCACAGUAGGUUGUCUUCCUUUUCGCAGCAGUAUCAAAAUUUGCCACUGCAGUCACGUCAUGAAGACCUGACCUUUGAGGAGAAUCUUCAAACUGAGGUCACUGCCCAACGUUUGUUUUUGAAAGUGGAUGCACAGCGAAGGCUCUCUCGAGCUCUCCAUUCGAAAUGCCGACCUUUGAAAGAGUUCCAAUUGGGCGAACUCGUCUAUUACUUUCGAAGAGGAGUGAAAGAGGGAUCACGGUAUGGGGGACAUUGGCAUGGACCAGCACGUGUUUUGACACAUGAAAAGACUUCCUCUUAUGAAACUGGACAACAUUUGGGAUCUAUCGUUUGGAUUUCACAUGCUGGUAAAAUCCUUAGAUGUUCACCUGAGCAGCUUCGUCCUGUGCAGCAUGAUUUGAGACAUCUGGACAAGGACAUUAAUGGACCACGAAACUUCUUUGAUUUGUUGGAAGGCAUCAAAAAUCAACAAAGGUAUCUAGAUCUGACUUCUGAUGUCGAAGCCAUGACACGUCUUGACACGCAAGAACCUGAUGCAAAAAGCCACUCAGUGAACUCCGCUAUCCUGACGAAGCUUUCGGUGACACAACCCGAGAGCGCAAUGUCGAUGCAAAGCGCCGACCUGAAGACUCUGUUGGACCUUCAGGACAAGAAGGGACAAGUGAGUCGAGAGGAGAUUCAGAGCAUGUCGCUCGAAGACCUCGGCUCGAUGAAGAUGGACCAAGGGGAGCGCCACAAGGGGCAUCUCUUCCAGGAGAUCUACAAGGACAAGAGCUACAACCGUUGGGUGGCAAGCCACAUCAAGGACGACGACCCAGUCUUCCGAACUAUCCACAAGUACAAGAUCUACCUGCAUCGUCGUCUAGCUCAGGAGCUCGAGGAGGAGAAUGUCCUGGGACAUCCAGGAAGCGGAAGCCAUCAACUUCCCCUGAAACCUUCGAACGUGAAGAAGGUGCACACCAAGGAGGGGUCCCGCCAAGCAGCAGAACUGGAAGCCAUGGGUCAGUUGACUCCAAUGCCCAUUCCGGACGACGAGAGCCUGUCUCAUUGGAGCCAGGUGGAGAACAUGGAGAACGACAUUCAGAACCUCCACAAUGGCAACGAGCAGCUGCACCAACGCAUGGCGCAGAUGGAAGCAUGCAUGGCCCAGAUUCUCACGGUCUUGCAGUCGGGACCACAUGGAGCGUUGAGCCAGGAGAACACGAACUGA
Cladocopium goreaui is the source of this 3459-nucleotide messenger RNA. The record is from the annotation of a GenBank genome assembly. Lineage: Eukaryota; Dinophyceae; Suessiales; Symbiodiniaceae.